UCGUUUGUCGUUCUGUGUCCCCUAAUGAGAAUAAAUGUGGGAGGGCGGCCAAAGUCGCGGGCAAAUCGCCAGCGAGUCGCUGGGAAAUCGCCUGGCUGGCACAACAGGUGCCUGCCGCUCUGCCUUGCAAGUUCCUGUUCUCUCCGAUUGAGACCUGCGCAGCGCAGAUAUUACGCCUGUUGUACGAAAUAUCCUGUUGAAUAAAAUUAUCGGCUCCGGCAACGGCAGAACCGAAAGUUGUUGCAUACAACACGGCAUUGGUCGUGAGUUCCCGCCGUACUUUGGCUGGCAGUCGUGCGUGUCCGGACAGUCGAUGUUCAGCCUUCAGUUCGCACGGUUCGGCAAGUGGCAUCAAGCAGCAAGCACAAACCAUAAUACACCGCCAAAAAAUAUAUGAAUACUAUUCGUAGGGGUAGGUUUUUGAAAGCCCCGCGAGCCGAUCGAGAAUUCUUGACGGGAGUGCGUGUUUAGCGAUUCUUUGUGUGUGUGCGUGUCUUUCAGAACGUUGUGUGCGAGUGUGUAGGUGCACAAGCCGCAUAAUUAAUCAUUCAAGGAGCGGCCAAGCCAAUAGACUUUAAUGCAGCAAUUUGCCUGAUUGAUGGCAGGACAUGGCUCGGGAACAUCGCUCCGCAUCGACGGAAAUCGCAGUCUAUUAACAGAAUGCUGCAUUGCCGCAUUAGGGCAAUUUAUUGCCAACCAAAACAACAGCAUCAGCAAAAACAACACCAACUAGAAGAAACAGUUUGCAACUAGAAAAUAUCCUGUGACCCGGCCCAGCUACCACUUCCAUUCACCAUUGCCCAUUUCCAAUCCUGAAACCUGAAUCCGGAAACAAUCCUCGGCCCUUGUAAUGACAAAUGCAAUGAGGGCGAUUGCUGCGCUCGCUCUAACGGCGGGCGUGGCGGUGGUCGGUGGCAGUACCAGCCUUGGCAGCACCACCACUAGCACCGCCAUCGGCAGCACCACCCCAACCGGCACCAUCACGAGCCACAUCAGUCACAAUGGCGGUGGCAACAGUAGCACAGCCAAUGGCACUCUGCUGGACGCCGAUCACCUGCCGCUGCAGCUGACGACCGCCAAAGUGGACCUGGACAUUGAAAUCGACAUCCAACUGCUGACAAAUGGCUACGACGGCACAACGCUGACAUCCUUCUACAAUGAGAGCAGCUGGACGAAUGCCUCUGAAAUGGAUACAAUAGUUGGUGAGGAACCGGAGCCGCUGUCACUUGUGUCAAUUGUAGUUGUUGGCAUCUUCCUAUCGGUGCUGAUAUUCCUUUCGGUGGCCGGAAACAUCCUGGUAUGUCUGGCCAUAUACACGGAGCGCAGUCUGCGCCGCAUCGGCAAUCUGUUCCUGGCCUCAUUAGCGAUUGCGGAUCUGUUCGUGGCCUCGCUCGUGAUGACGUUCGCAGGUGUCAACGAUUUGCUGGGAUAUUGGAUCUUUGGAGCACAAUUUUGUGAUACCUGGGUAGCCUUUGAUGUCAUGUGCUCGACGGCUUCAAUUCUCAAUCUCUGCGCCAUCUCCAUGGACCGCUACAUCCACAUCAAGGAUCCGCUCAGAUACGGCCGCUGGGUGACACGACGCGUGGCUGUCAUCACCAUUGCCGCCAUUUGGCUGCUGGCCGCGUUCGUCUCGUUUGUGCCCAUAUCCUUGGGCAUCCAUCGGCCCGACCAGCCGCUGAUUUUCGAGGACAACGGCAAAAAGUAUCCCACAUGCGCUCUGGACCUCACGCCCACCUACGCCGUCGUGUCCAGCUGUAUCAGUUUCUACUUCCCCUGUGUGGUCAUGAUUGGCAUCUACUGUCGGUUAUAUUGCUAUGCCCAGAAGCAUGUGAAAUCCAUCAAGGCCGUAACCCGACCCGGCGAGGUGGCCGAAAAACAACGCUACAAGAGCAUCCGCCGCCCCAAGAACCAGCAGAAGAAGUUCAAGGUGCGCAACCUGCACCACAGCUCCCCGUACCACGUCUCCGAUCACAAGGCCGCAGUGACGGUGGGCGUGAUCAUGGGCGUGUUCCUUAUCUGCUGGGUGCCCUUCUUCUGCGUCAACAUCACAGCGGCCUUCUGCAAGACCUGCAUCGGGGGCCAGACCUUCAAGAUACUCACCUGGCUGGGCUACUCGAAUUCGGCCUUCAACCCGAUCAUCUACUCGAUCUUCAACAAGGAGUUCCGCGACGCCUUCAAGCGCAUCCUGACUAUGCGCAAUCCCUGGUGCUGUGCCCAGGACGUGGGCAACAUCCAUCCGCGUAACAGCGAUCGCUUCAUCACGGACUAUGCCGCCAAAAAUGUUGUGGUGAUGAACUCGGGCCGUUCCAGUGCCGAACUGGAACAGGUCUCUGCAAUUUGACCAAAAGGCCGAUGCCUGAAUUUGGGAGGAUGCACUGGAGGAGAGGGUGGAGGAGUUAACUGGCUGCCAUGCGGUUGCGGCGGCCUCCGCGUGGACGACGAUGACGAUGGGGCCCUGACCACGCGGUACGUUCCAUGAGAUUCGGUCACGGCACCCACGGCCACCAUCGUGGAGACCGUGGAGGCCGCUCAGAUGGAGACGGAGCUGCUCUAGGCCGCCAACUGGGUUCCUAAAAGCAAACCAAAAUCUCGGUUCUAGUUUGAAAAAUUAAUCUCCCGAAUUCCUAAAUCCCAUUGGAAACCUGUAAGUAUUAAAAGCGCUUGGGUAUGGAUAUAUUCGAAAGGUGAUGACAAAAACGGGGGAAUUCUGAAUAUGGAUAAUUUAUGGUAAAAUUAUUGAAGUUUAUUUAUAAUAUGAGAAAGAAUAAUUGCCAAAGAAAUAUAAAUUAUUAAACACAAGAACUACCAUGGGAUUUAUUCUUCAGUUUUCGUAGACUGACUUUUUUAAACCUUUUUCUAAGACAUGCAAUAUGUUAUCUGCAUUAUUUUUAAGAAUUUAAAGAAGUUUUAGUUUAAUUAAAUCCGUAAAGUUAUCCAUAGACCAUAAUUCCCUUAACGAUAUUAAGUCACUUUCCAUCCAACCCAAAAAAGUGCGCAUCUCAGAGACUAAGCAAUCAACUAUGCGUAUACUUAAUCGUACGAUAUCUAGCUGUAAUUCCCACAAACUGAAAGUCAAACACAUACCCUUUGGAAAACCAAAACGUGAUUAGGUCUAAGAUCUUCAAAAAAGGCCCCGAAGAGCUUCUAGUUAAGUUUCUGUUUGGCUAUUCAUGGCAGUUGUGGAUCCAUGCAAAUGCGAUUAUUAUUGAGUGACACAUGUCACUUGCCACACGUCUCACCCCCACCCACUACACUCACCCAACAACAAACACUCAGACACACACCCACAACCUCCGUAUAAAAUGUGUUAAAAAAUGCUGCAUAUAUCGCGGCGCCCUCAUAUUGGAUCAGCUCCACAUUUGAUUUAUUGAUGAGAAUUUAUGGCCAUUGAACGAAGAGGAGCAGCAACAAAGCAGGCAGAGUGGCUGCCAGCUGCACUCGUAAAUCAUGCAAAAUGAUUAUUGUUGUUAUUAUUACGAGCACGGGGCACAAAUGCCCUCCUGUUGUAAACCCAGUCCAGCUGAGUGCCUGCUGUUGGACCCUCUUGUAUAGUAAAUGUUAUGUUUUAGUUCAAGUGCCGCCGAUGAUAGCGAGUUUUUAUGGCCAAAGUUUGCAGACUGAUUUGAAUUUAUGGGCUGAAAUCUGUGCCACAAUGGCAGCUCGCGAUGUUAAUUAGGCCAACUGUGAUUGACACCACAGCCGAGAGUCGAGAGCCGAGAGCUGAGGUUGAAAACAAAAACAAUAACAGUCGAGAGGUUACUCCUUUUGGGGGGAAUAUUCUGAUUACCAGGUGAUUUAAUGAGCCGCACCUGCAAAAACAAAGUCGUGGCUAUAGAUUUCAGCCGGUGGCAUAAUGAACAUGUUGCCCCUGGCAUCGUGUCCCUUGUCUUCUCCCACCGAGCGUCCUGAAUACAUCCUGAGUGUCUUGUCUUACUCGGCUGGCAGGCUGUGGAAAACAAAUGUAAACAGUUUGCUCUUCACGCCAUAAUGAAAAAUUAUGCCUACAGAGAAGAAAAAUGGAGCUCCUAUAUUUAUUCGUUUGUUUAAUGGGUUAAUUAAGACAAUAAAUUAAGUUUUUUAGAUGGAAAACAAACGAGAAAUAUUCUUAUUUCUCUAAGUUGAAUGUAAAAGAUGAAAGCCAAUAGUUUCAAUAUUUUUUUUACAGUGCUCCUUAGUCCCUAUUUGGGUGCCGCCUUACCCCUUUUGGCUCUCGAGUUUCAAUUCCAGUUAUUUGAGGAUGCCAAAGCUCUUGGCCCAGAAAGCGUCUCAGUCCUGCUCCCAUUUCAAGUCCUUUUUGGUUCUGUUAUUAAUACAAAGUACUUAUGGCGCCCCCCCUUGCCAUCCUUUCACUUGGGGCAACCCCUUCCUAUCCCAGGCAAUCCGCUUACAACUUUUUCAGUCUUUGUUUAUUCGUUUCCCUUUCGCGCGCUCCGCUUUUCGUAUUUAUUUUGGCAGUUUAUUAAAACUUUUGGCGCUGCUUUCGUCAUUUUAAUUACAAUACGCAGUACAAAAGCGAAACGGCAUUUGUUAUCGAGUGCCACGCCCCCUGCCGCCCACCUACCGCCCAAUUCUGCCCAUUGGCGCGUACAAAUCGUCAUUGCCACAACUGGCACGCAAUCAAUUCAACUUCCACUUCCACUUCGGCUUUAGCUUCAACUUCAACUUCGACAUGAAAUUCGCACGUGUCGCGGGUUCCUCGAUAGCUUGAAAGGCUUGAAAUGUAUCGCCUGGGAAAAAAGAAGAAGGUUUUAUGUGGUACACACGAUAUCCCAAACCAUUUCCCUCACAAAAAAAAAAAAAAAAGAAAGGAGCCUCCUACUUGCCAUUUCCAUUUGGAUUUUUUUUGGGGCAACGCCAUUGACUUUGACUUUGUGGAAUUUGGAAUUUGUCAUGAUAAAUGCUUGUGGCAGUGGCGUUCUUUAGCCCUUAGCCAUUAUGUAGAAAAUUUGGGUACAUUCAAAUAUUGAUUGAAAUAAAUCAUCAAUUAUACUAGCUUUACCGCACCGAAAACGCUUUAAAAGCAAGCCCAUCGAGUUCAAUCCCUUUAACCUUUCAAAUACAAUUACUGGCACUGGCGUGAAGUGGCUGAACUUUCCCCAAUACUUGUUCUCCCUUCAAGGGUUCAGAUAUCUCACCAUAACUCUUUCGAUUCGGCUUUGCAUAAUUAAGAUAAUGCCCGAAAGGAUUUCUUUUGUUUGACUUUCUCGUUAUAGGACUUCCUGUUUGUCCUGGCUCCCCUCUUUGUUCAUCUCUGAUUUGCUAGAAGCGAUUCAGUGAUUGCGACUAUUGCAGAUACCAUUGUCUUUGUCAAAGGUAAUGGGGCUUUUUUCGGCUUUUGAUUUUCGCGGGUUUUAAUUGAAACAUUUGACAGCCUGAAAGUCGAUUGCCGGCUUGACUUUAGCGCUCACAUUUCUGCUUUACCCAUCCCCCGGUUGUCUGGUUUUAAUUGUAUUAGCCAGAUUCAUGUUGGAUGCCUACGUGCCCAGGAUACCAAAGUGCACUGUCUAUGUCAAGAUUCUCGGAAAAAGCUAAGCAAGCCCUGGCAAGUUGAACAUGUCCUUUCAUUAGCAUAAUCGCAAAGAAAAAACUCACUACCCUACUCAAGUUACGAAGGAUAAAAUAAGGAAUUCCCCUAUAGUCUGGUCCAUUUUCUUGAACGUCUCGACUUGCCUUGUCGCUUAAACAAACAGAUUUUCCGUAAUUGCUUUCGCAAUUCAAUUAUUCGCCACAAAAAACCAAUACACACAGAAAAUCAUUAAAAAAGCGUAGAACAGCUUUUCCAACAACAGACCAUUACAUUUUUUGUGCAAACACUAGGAACCAGAAAAAGUUCAGUUAACUGAACGUGUUCAAUUUAAAAAUAACACAAAUGAGCAUUUGGCAAAUAUUUACCAACAAUCAAGUUAAGUUUUUAAUUUCCAAUGGGGGAAAUUGGUUGACUUUUGGCUUAGGUUACCACCAAAAAUAAAUAUAUGGUUAUUUUUUGUCUUGCUUACUCGUAAAAGCUAUUGCCAUAUUUCAUGUCGUCUGUCUGGCUGGCUGGCUGGCUUGGGAAAAUAACCUUCCAGCUGGCAAUCCGUUUUAAGGCAGCCAUCUGGCUAAUCCGGUGCUUACAUAAUGCAUGGCAUAUAUUUUAUAUUCAAUUGGCAAUCCUUUGAGCCCUCUUUAAAAUCUGUUUGUACAUUUGUUUGGAUUUCCCCCUUAAGGCUAGUGCUAAACUUUUCGGCAAACACUGCACUAAAAGCUGAAUUUCAACUGAAAAACGAAUCUGACGCCGAAAAAGUCAAACGAUAAAUGUCAACAUUUCGCAUAAAUUGCAAGUUGAUUGCCAAAGAGAAUUCCAAGCGGUCGCUUUCCAUUUGGCCGUUGACUGCUCUGCGUCCUCUUUCUCGCUGACUGAUUGAUUGAUUGAUGGAUUGAUGGAUGGCUGGCUGGAUGGUUCAAUGGUUGGCUGAGUGGAUAGCUGGCAAGCCAAACGAAUUUUCCUGCUCCGCUGAUUUCCAGUCUUUUUUUUGAAACGACUGGGACACCCUCUAAGCUUUGCCAACUAUCAACAGUUGGCUGGAGAAAUUUUCAUCCUGGCGCGUCUCGCUCGGCUUAACUUUAGCUAUAUUUUGGCAUUUUUAUAACUUUUACGCCUGCCAGUGUUUAUUUUGCUUUACGACUUUCCACAAAUUCCCGUACUUUCGGCUUACACACAGGCUGCCUCCUAUUUUUUCCGCGUUCGGCCCUUCUCGAACCGAAUCUUUUCCUGGCGCGUGUCAUUUUUGUAGCCUACUUUUGGGCUGAGCUCGCAUUCCGUAUCCGCAACAAUGCGUAUACGCAACGUAUGCCCGCGAAAACGUUUUAUUGCCGACAUCGCUUGGCGUGCUAAUUUAUACGUUAGGCCCGGAGGCUCUAACUUAAUGCCGCUCCCGGCCCCAGUCACGCCUCAAUGGAUCAUAAAAACACAAUUUUAAUCACAAUUUCUUUUCGUGCUUACACCCGCCCUCAUUCUCACACAUACAUAGACAAAUUAGUGAAAACAUUUAGGAGAAGCAUAUGCUUCCCAGGGUGUCUAUAGAUUUCGCUGCUCCUGAUAAAAAAAUAUAGAAAGAGAUAUUUAGAAUGGGAACUUGUACGUAAUUAUUAGAUUAUCUAUGGCCUAAUUCAAUAGAACUCUUAAAUUCGAUUAAAUAGUCAUUUAUUUCAUAUGCGAGACAUUUUCAUCCCAGACUCUGUGACCCGCUUUGGUACUCCUAUUUGGCAGCCGGCCUAGUUCUAUGUGGAUAUGACUGCAAUGAACUUGACAUUUAACCUCUAACGCACCAUGGACAGCACUGCGUAUACGCAAUCUUUGACAUUUGGCAACUUAAAGUGCUUUAAGCUGCCGCUAAGUCUUUGGCCAGUAACUUUCAUUUGAUUUCCAGCUUCUUGCCUUCCCGCCCGUCUCAGCUUCUCUUUCCACAAAAACUUUUCCCCACCGUUGUGCGCACGUCUUUUGUCGUCGGAUCGGGGACGGGGUGGAAAAACUUUGUGCAGGCAAAACUUUUUCCAGCGAUGCAACAAUAACAAAUGCAGGCAAAGUUUAGAUAGAUUUCCCAGAAACGUCCACCCUCCGGUACCCCGGCAUCCUGCCACUUCGCCACCUGCAACAUGCAAUUAAAAUUAUGUGCCCCAGUCGCAUUCAAGUCAUUGUGCGCCCAAAAAACCGAAAUGCAAAAUGCAAAAGAGUUUCGAAAGCCUCAGCCUUGAAAUUAUUUUCAUCAUAAUGCACUCGGCUUUUUGGGGUUUAUGCCAGCUUCUGUCCGUUGUGGUUAUUUAAUUGGAAAACGAAUUCAAUUAAAUGCAAAAGUUUCUGAAUAAAUGAUAUCGAAUAAAUUGGUGGGCUUUCCAUUUGUGCCACGGUCAUUACUUACAAUAACCAUUAUUUAAUCCACUCCGAAAGCUUAUUCCUGCUACUGCUUCUGCCUCUGCUUAUCCUUAUCCCUUUUCGAUUGAUCCCUGUCGACAAGUAGCAAGUGAUUUAAGCUCCACUCAAUCGAUUUCAUACCUCCGGCCCCCACAUGCGAUGCAUUUUAAUUAAGAAAAAUGCCCCACAGUCCUCCGACUACCCAUCUACAUGCCACAUCCAACGAAGGCCGGCCUAUACCCUUUGCGGAGGUCCUGUCGCCUUGACAUCCUCCGCCGUCUGCAGUUUGCAAUUUUAAACCCAAAUUGAAUUACUUCUUCAUCGCCGGCAUCGUUGGCGGUCCGCUGGAGGGUUGGUUUGUGGGUGGCUGUGUGUCUUCCUGCUGCUUUCCCCAAGGUGGUGGAAAGGCUUUUCCUGACAACCCGCAUAUUUGAUGAGGCUUUAAGAAUGUCGCCUUUUAAGCCGGCGAAUAACACGUGAAAACAAGCCGAGAAUGUCGAGCCCAGAGUGUUAAUUGAUCUAAAGAACUCUAAGAAUUUCUGACGGCUGCGAAAAUUAAGUGUGAAUAGAAAUACUUAAGUGUGUCUUUCUUUUUAAAGCUUAAAGUUCAGAUAUCAAAUACAAAAUAUAUAUUUAAAGCUUUAAUUACUGUGACAUGACAUUAAAUGGCCACAAUUAAUUUUAGCACUUAUUUUUUCGCACAAAUCAGAAUUCCUCUCUCGAUUUAUAUUUCUAUUUCUCCAUAAAUAAAAUAUUUAAUUGCAAAAAUAUGAAACGAUGGAAUUAUAAGUGAGAAAAUCUAAUUAAAAACGUCGUUAUAAAAAAUGCAAACAAAUAUGAAUAAUGAAAAUAAUGAUAAGGAGCUUUUGCGUUUCAACAAUGAUUUAUUUGGAUUUUUAGAUUGAACUAAAAACCGUUCACCACAGCCAUUAGCACCCUCGUUUGUGACGUUUAAUUAAUUUACAAAUAUUUGGAUAAAGGCAACAACUGGCUGGACCAGAACUGCCCGCAAAUUGAACAAUAACAGAACGAGCACUUCAAACGUAAUUUAUUUGUUAAAAUAUUGUUUCUUUCCUCGUUGCUAUCGCAUUUUCCGAUGCUGCCUGAUUUUUCAAUUAAAGUCGAAUUCGGACUGGACUAAAAACCAGUCCAAAACCAGAGCUCUCAGCGGUUGCUCGUGUGCUCCUGACAGCUGCCCGCUGGAGGGAAAGUGGGCCAUGCUGGCAGGGGUCGAGGGGGCUUCUGGGUGGAUCGGGGAAAGUGUCCUGCUAGAGCUGCGAGGCAACAAUGCAGGCGUGAACAUAAAUUUCAAGCUUCACUGAGCGACCCAGAGUCCUUCGCCCUUUCGGCCCCCUUCGUCCUAGAAUCUACGAGCUCUUCACUCCUCGUCCCUUCAGUUCUGCUCUGUUAUGGCUAAAAGUGCCAAAGUUUAUUAUUAAAUUAUGUCGGCAAAUAAAACUGUUGAAGGAAAAAUCAAUUUUGGAAACUUCUCACAGCUCCUGACAAUGCCCACUUUCCGAGUGUCCUUUGUCUCUGUUUCCCUUCUCUCUCUAACUUAUAUGCCUGUCUCUCUCUCUCUCUUUUUGUCCAAAAAUCUGUCUCUCUAUGUGAACGACUGAACCCAACUAAUCAAAUUAAGCUUAUUUUUAAAAAACUCGACUUGCCCAAAAAACAAUUCGUCACGGGGAGUCCCUAUAGACGAAACCCUUUUCGAUGCUGGUAAUCGAAUAUUCUAUACACAGAGAAAAUAGGUUUUAAAACAUUAAUAUUUAAUAAAAUAUAUACUUUAUAAAAAAUAUCAAAAUAAUUGUAUUUUGUCAUAUUUUUUUUAUCAUUAAAGUUAUUGCUUAAGGCCGUUUAAGAUGUAUUUUUUAUGAAAAAUAUGAAUUUCGGAAAUAGUUAUUCUCUGUGAACACAUCUCUCUUGGCCAACUCGUUAACGGUUCUUCAACUCGCUGGUCGAGACCGCAAAUAGCCGUUGACGGCUUGGAAAAUAGCCUGAAAAUCGAUUCCCGAUAUAGCUAUAUAUAUGGAUAUAUAUAGAGACCCUCUCUACAUCCUCCCAAAUAUGCGAAUGGAUUUUUCGAGGACCAGAAAUAGCGCAAGUUUCGUUUAGAAGCUAAAAACUGAAAUACUCAUAUCGAAUAGGCAAAUUCCCAGGUCAGGGCGGCCAGAAAGAGACAGUGCCCUGACCAGAGAAAGAGACAGGCACAGGAAGAGAGAAGGAGAGAGAGGUAUAGAGGCUGACAGCUUUCUUUAUAGAAUUACUUCUGGCGCAAUAACUUUUCCAACUGAACGAGCCGUUGAUGGAGCACACUCUCUUUCUCCACUCUCUUUCCCUCCUCAAUUCCCACUCCUCCUCCUCCGUCGUGCUACCGUCCUUUCGCCUCUGCCGUGUAUUUCAUCCUCUUUCAUUUCCAUUCAUUGAUUUGCCUUUUGCCUUGGCCAACUAGUGCAGAACGUCCUGCCCGACCCGGUCCGGCCAGGAGAGGCAGACAUGAGCCAUUUCCUCCCGGCCAUUCUGGUCAUCCUCCUCACCUCUCACCGCUCAUCCCUUAACCCUCCAACGGCCGAGGGUACGCAAACGAGCCCACGACAAAAAUAGUUUGCGGCCGAGUCUAUUCUCUGCUUGGCCAGAUAACCCUCGGUAUUACUAUUAUUUAUUAAACGGUCUCUCCCCUUUUCCCCAAUUUGUCCAAAGGGCCGCAUUUUAUUACUUCUUUUCAAAGCUUCAGAUUCCUAAAAAAUAAUAUGGUAACAAAUGAGUUUUGGACAUGGUUUCAAUUUUAGUUUCAAGUAUUCAUAUUAUUAAGUAAGCUUGGCUAUAAUCAGUUAUUAUUUUCAAUAAAAAUAUACAUAGCUUUAAUACCAAUACGAUGGAAAAGACUUUCAACCUAUUUCCUAGAAAUACCUUAAUUGAAAUUGAAUAUUAAUAAAAUUCUUGGAAAUUUUCUUUCAAUUAAUUCGGAAACUUCUGAGGAAGAUGUAGGAUAAUUUUCUGAUGAAACCAUACACCUAUAAGGAUCUAAAAGGUGUUAGGACGUAAGUCACCUGCUGUGGGUAGUGAAAAUCCUGUUGCUGUUAUCCUUACUGUUGCCCUGGAGUAGUGCAGCUGGUCAUGUUCCCAUUGUUGCUUGGCCACUUAGCAAUUGCGGCUAACCAAUCAUUGGGGCACUCGGAUAAGAACAGGACAAGAGAAGGGCCAAACAAACGGCGGCUGGUCCGCUCCCGGCAAUUGUGUUGCCUCCUGAAGACACACCUCCGCCGGACAGGCCACUAGACGAUGAUGUCGAUGGCGAAGUGCCGCCGGGCCACUCAGCAAUGAUUAAUUACACUUAAUUGUAAUUUAUGCGCCACCGAAGCCGCUUCCAUUCUUCUCCAUUAGUCGAAUGCGAAGGACUACGUAUACCCUUCGCUUUAUUGAAAUCUAGGCCCAGGCCCCAUCUGUCCCAUCUCUCCGUCAGCGUGUGUCCUUUUGUUGCGCUAAUUGGCCAUUAAGCUGCCAGGAUUUUUAAAGCGUUUAACAUUGGCUCUCAUUUUCGUUUUCAUUAGGCCAGGCUUAGGCGCAAAGUCUGCUUGACUUUUGUCCGGAAACAGUGGCCACCCGUCGCUGCUGGUCAGCCGAGUGGCCAUCAGUCUCCGGCUCAGACCCUCACAUAAAUCAGGGUCCUUCCUUGACUUUUCUUGUAGCUGUUUGCUCCCGUAAGCAUCGCUCAUUAAUCAACUGACCUCAUUCAAUGGGAAAUGUAUAUUUGAUGGCAGCUUGUUGCACUGCCAAUAUAUCAGUGUUCAUUUAUUUUUCUUCCCAGGAAACGGCCAACAAAUAAAUAAACUUAUAGUUUGGUCAAUGGCUAAAAUAGGAAGACAUUUCAUUUUGGGAAAAAUAACUACAGAGAGGUCAUGUGGGGUCUCCAUUGAAAGGAACUAAAUUAUACACUCUUUUUCAAAUUGUGUUGAAUUAUUAUUUGUAUUGUUUAGUACCUUUGACAAUUUCAUUUAAGAGUAUAUCUUAUUAGGAUCUCUUAUAUGUAAGCUUAUUAGGUUCCCUUCGGCAACAAAUAAUUCCACUUAUUGCCCGCCCAAUGACAAAAGAAUUAUAAAAUAUCUUUGCUCCACAAAAAUGUUUUGACAGCAGAAACUGUAAGGAAACUUUAUGAGUUUAUGAAUUGUGGCCCCGAGAAUCAAUAAUCAUUAUUGCAAAACUUUACCUUCAGGCUUUCAUCGGACAUCGGACCGUGUCCCUUUCAGUUGAAGACCAGAACCUAAUUAGAUCAGUAUCUAGUGCAAUGGAGGAAAGCGGAAAGUGCAGCUGUGGAGUUUCCCUUUUUCGGGAAGAAAAUGAAAAUGUGAAGAGGAAGCUGAAAGCUGCCACUCGACUGUAAUUCGAGCUGUUUUUCGGCAGCUAGUGGCAUAAAAAUUACGAGGCUCCACACUUUUUACGAGCUGCGUCAGCGGCAAACUGCUGACAUAGAUUCCGUUCAAAUAUUUUGCACUACUUUUCAUUUUACGACGGUACGCAAUGAAAAGUGAAAUGGCGAAAGGCUUUUCACAUCCCAGCGCCUUCUUAGUCCACCCGGCCCACCCCUCUUAGCUUUCGCCUUUUGUUUGCUUAAUAUUUGCGACGCCCUGUUCGUUUUUUACUCGUUUUUGAGUUUGCCAGAGCUCUCAUUUUUUUUAUUUCUUUCUGAUUCUGUUGUUGCAGCGAAAAUAAAAGCGGAACAGUGCAAACAAUGCUCCGAGUGAUUGCCGUGAAACAUGCUGCGAUUUUCAGUCUGACACGCCCACCAAACUGCCAGCCGCCCUCCCAUCCAUCCAUCCAUCCUACCAUCUAUCCAUCCAUUUAUUUAUCCCUCCAUCCAUGUAUUCGCAGAUGCAGUCCGUUUUCCCCACUUUUGUUUGCACGCUUAAAUAAAUUCUGGCAAAUUUGUUUUGCGUGAACACUGAAUAACAGAGAGCAAAAAAUUGUUUUCAGUGCUUAAGAAUCGCAUGAAUAAACCAGGCGCAAAUUAAAGGAAAGGCUAUUGAUAAAAUGAAUAGUAAACAAAUGCGAGCCAAACCGCAGCCAAGCCAUCAAACUAAUUUUUGCAUAAAGUACUUGGAGUAUAGGCCAUGGUACCAGCCCUGAGUGGCAUCAACAAAUUAUCUAAUCGACCUCUCCGUCCGCCCUUUGACCUCUCCUCCCUUUGUGCCUUUUUCUUUUCAAUUGGCAAAGCAGAAUGCAGUCAGAAAAGUCUCCGAUUUUAUUGCAACUGACAGCUGGCUUAGCUGCAUUAAGUGCUGAAGCUUUCAAGUCCUGGUCAACUUUCCUCCUCCUGCAGUAUCCUCCAUGGGUGACUGAGGGCCCUGGCAAUUUUUUAGGCAGAAAUGAAACUUUGGCUUCUGGCAUGGAAGAGAUAACGAGGCGUUGUCAAAUGUCGAAAAAUGGUUGACAUAUUCGAAUAUGGAAUAAAGGACACUCAGAAAAAUGGGGGUUUUUAAAAAAGGAUCAGGUCAUCUUGGCAAAAGGCUAAAUUCAGGAAGAAUCAUACAUUAUUCAAACUAGAAACUAUAUAAUCUGAAUAUGACGAUACUCUUGGGAAGAUUUUUUUUCGAGUGCAGACAACAGCAGCCGCACUAAGUUGGGCCACAAAACUGCCAAUGCUGCGACAUAGUUUAAUGGCCAUACAAUCGACGCAAAAGUUGACACAUUCCCUCAACUGAGCUGAGCUCAACCGCACUGAGUUGCAACGAGUUGAACCGAGUUGGAUGGUGCGGAAACUCCGGGGCAUUAGUGGCUGUGUAUACCCGAUCCCAUGGGGUCACAGUUCAGCUGUAUUUUCGCAUCAAAUGUCGGCCAGGCACUGCAGCUGCUGCAGCAAAUGCUGUCUCAUUUUUCCGAAAAGUCAGCCUCCCUGUCCCCCAGAGGAGCCACUGCCACCGCCGCACCACCAUCCCUCGCUCCCCCGCUGUGCUAAGCGAACCGCAGUUUAGCGUCUUUGAAGCAUAUCAGAAAAGUUUUGAAUUAUUAAUUACCAAACAUCAGCCACAUAUCACGCACACUCAGCCAGAGAAACACGAAGACACACACUCCCAUCGCUGAGCCACGGGAAUUCUGUACCUUUACUUUACUAUUUUGUACCUUAAGGUGGAUUGCGUUGUGUAAACUGUACCCUUUUAGUCACGUAAGUUCGAGUAAUCUCGGAAUCAAAUUAUGUAAAUAAAUAGCAAAAAUUGAGGGGCUUGCCAGUAGUGCAACCCCCUGAAUCUCAAAAUAUCAACAUUGAAAAACUUACUAAAAAGUACAUAUAUGAACGAUUUAACGGAAGCGGAUAUGGAAAUAGAAACGGAAAUAUAAACUAGCAAGUUUUUAGUCGUAAGCUAAAUGGCAAAGUCAUGUAUCGACGAAAACCAGAAAACAAAAAACCAAAACACUGUAUGUAAGGCUCUUUUGUACCUCUUGCUCUCCCACUUUCGAAUUUACUAAGGAACCCUUGAAAGCGCUAAGUGAAACUUAAACCUUUGUCUAGCUCUAAGUUGUAAGUCAAGCAAACCAAAUCGAUUAAUGUGUAUGCCGAAAUAUACCACAAAUACAAUUAAUUUAUUAGCAAAAUAAACGAACCGCUCACAAAAUCAACAGAGAGGAGAGGUCCGGCAAUUACAUGCCAACAUCCUUUGGCGCAAGGUUGCCAGGUGCAAUGUACUAGUUAAGACACAAUUAUGCUGAAAGCAUUUAAUAGUCUAAACAUGAACUACAUAAUCCGCAUAGAAGAAAAUUAACGUGUAAAUUAUUGAAUCUCAAACAGCAUAAGUCAAGCAAAAUUCUGUAGUGGAAAUUAUAGUUCAUUGUUUCUGUCUAAUACGCCUAGAAGAAUAAAUACAUUAUGGAUAAAACAGUAUCAGUAAAAUAUAUAUAUAGUUAAAUGAGUGUGAGUUUGUCAUUACAUAUAAUAUAUAUAAAUAUUUAUAUAUAAUGAGAGCCGAGAGCCCCAGAUUAAAGAAUUAGCUGUAAAUGUUUUUGUGUAUAUCUGUAUAUGUCCCUGUAUAUGCUUAGAUCAAUAAUACCCUAUUUACUAACCUCACCUCUGACCCUCAGUUAACACCUUCCAAUCUCGGGCCUUUCAUUUCCUUUCAGCAUGAUUUCACUAUUCUGUAUAAAUUGAAAAUCUCUCAACUGAGUUUACUAGAAAAGCAAACUUUUAAGCAAAGUGAGAAAUACUUAAAUAAAUACUGAAGCAUAUUGAUAAGCAGA
Molecule: messenger RNA, 15118 nt
Organism: Drosophila ananassae
Lineage: Eukaryota; Metazoa; Arthropoda; Insecta; Diptera; Drosophilidae
Gene: Dop1R1
Product: dopamine receptor 1
Exons: 6
Coding region: 851-2341 (496 amino acids)
Biological process (GO): adenylate cyclase-activating adrenergic receptor signaling pathway
Cellular component (GO): membrane
Molecular function (GO): G protein-coupled receptor activity
Source: RefSeq, a predicted model, not a curated record